AAUUGUUGAAAUUUUCACAUGAGAGAAUCCCCUAUGUUCGAGAAAAAACGUUGAAGAUCCAAGGCCGGUCGGUGACACUGCGACGAAUGCCUCUCUCCGGUGCUGUCAACGCUAUCAAGUCUUCACGCCUACUCUCCUGGAAACCUAUUGGAAAGCUCCAACAAACAAUAGCAAACUCAAUACAAUUAUCCGGAAUAACUCUCCACUCCGGCAAGAUCACAACCGUUAAAAUUUACCCUGAGUUGGCUCAGAAAGGCAGGUACUUCUACUUCAACUCCACAAUCAUCCCUGCUUCAAUUCAACAUGUCAACUCCUCUCCGCUUUGUACUACACUUUGUAAAAGUAAUCACACUAUUCGAACUGUCGAACACUUGCUUUCGGCGUUAGAGGCCACUGGUGUUGAUAAUUGUCGUAUCGAGAUUAUAGAUCCCAGCUCUCAAGAUAAUUUAUCUACAGAGGUACCUAUAUUUGAUGGAUCAGCAAGGGAAUGGGUGGAUGCGAUUGAAAGGGUGGGGUUAAAGGUUGCUGAAGAUAGUAGUGGAAGUAGUUGUGAGAAAUUGGCACCUUUUUUGAAUGAGCCUGUUCAUGUUAGGAAGAACGAUUCGUUUAUAGCAGCAUUUCCUUUGCCGAAAGGCUGUUUAACUUAUGGAAUUAACUUUCCUCAGGUACCUGCUAUUGGCUGCCAAUGGUUUUCUACUGCUUCACUGGAUGAUCCUUGGUACACUAGAGAAAUCGCCCCUUCACGAACAUUUUGUAUAUUUGAAGAGGUCCAAACAAUGCGCAAUGCUGGACUCAUUAAAGGUGGUUCGGCAGAAAAUGCACUUGUUUGUAGUGCCGACAAAGGUUGGUUAAAUCCACCUCUACGUUUCCAUGAUGAGCCUUGCAGACACAAGGUUCUAGAUCUUAUUGGUGACCUCUCCCUUCUGGCUCAGAAUGGCAAUCAAGGGCUUCCAGUGGCACACAUAGUUGCUUACAAGGGUGGACAUGCACUGCAUGCGGAUUUAGUUCGUCUCCUAUCAGAAGUCAGUUAAACUGGACUACAGUUGGAAUUCAUAGAUGUUCUAAAAUAAUCAGGGUGCUGGCGUUGUUGUGCAUGGCUCGAAAUGAAGAUGCACGGCAGGGAGUUACUGUCCAGUCAUUCACCAAAAUUCAUAUUAGAGAGAGCUAUGAUUUGUUAAAAUCUAAAAAAAAAAAAUAAGAAAAAUCUAACAAUUUUAUAAAUUGAGAUUCAAAAUGUAUUUUCUGAUUCUGCCCAUGAUUGUUGGCUCUUUUGAAGAAUUUUAUCAGAGGUUGCAUUUCAGUUGCUUCAAGAACUUGCUAGGAUAAUUAUGGUGUAUAACUUUCAUUCUGCAGAGUUGUACUGCAUGCAAGUGAAUCUUCUAGGGUUUUCAUUUUUGGGUUUA
Molecule: messenger RNA, 1403 nt
Organism: Daucus carota subsp. sativus
Lineage: Eukaryota; Viridiplantae; Streptophyta; Magnoliopsida; Apiales; Apiaceae
Product: probable UDP-3-O-acyl-N-acetylglucosamine deacetylase 1, mitochondrial
Exons: 7
Coding region: 87-1031 (314 amino acids)
Biological process (GO): lipid A biosynthetic process
Source: RefSeq, a predicted model, not a curated record